AGAAGCAUCACUGUAAAUCGAAAUAGGGAGAAGAAGCAAGAAUGGCGCAGCAAGUGCAGAAGAACACUCUGUACGUCGGAGGCUUAGCGGAGGAGGUGAACGAGUCGAUUCUUCACUCGGCUUUCAUUCCCUUCGGCGACAUCAAAGACGUCAAGACGCCGCUCGAUCUGGCCACCCAGAAGCACCGCUCCUUCGGCUUCGUCACUUUUUUGGAGAGAGAAGACGCCGCCGCCGCCAUGGACAACAUGGACGGCGCCGAGCUCUUCGGCCGCGUCCUCACCGUCAACUACGCCCUCCCCGAGAAGAUCAAGGGCGGUGAGCAGGGUUGGGCCGCUCAGCCCAUUUGGGCAGAUGCAGACACGUGGUUUGAGCGACAGCAACAGGAGGAGGAAAUGCUGCAGAUGCAGAAGGAGAACAAGGCCGCAAUGGAGGCUGCGGAGGAGCUGCACAGGAAAAAGAUGACGCAAGAGCGAGACGGGGAGAAAGAAGAGGAAAGCGGGAUCAAGAAUGACCCCAUGGCAAUGGCUGAAGCAGAGGUUCUGAAACAAGAGGGCUAGUUCCGUUGCUUUCAGGCGAGGCAUCGAAAGAAGAUAGUUGUGUAGUUUUGUCAAAUCCCAGUCAUUCGUUAAGCUCGGUUGUAAAAUCAUUCCGAUGAAACAUGUACUUGAGUGUUAGUUUCACAUAGAUAGACAGGCAUCCUUAUGGAGAACUGUUGAAUCGGUUUUGACUUGGUUUCGAUGAUCACUGUAUGGUCGGACCUUAGCUUCUUUGAUACCAGUUGAAAUGGAUGACUCUUAACUCUGUUUCCAGCUUGUGUUAGAUUACCACUU
Molecule: messenger RNA, 830 nt
Organism: Argentina anserina (silverweed cinquefoil)
Lineage: Eukaryota; Viridiplantae; Streptophyta; Magnoliopsida; Rosales; Rosaceae
Exons: 2
Coding region: 42-557 (171 amino acids)
Molecular function (GO): RNA binding
Source: RefSeq, a predicted model, not a curated record